Molecule: messenger RNA, 4916 nt
Organism: Monodelphis domestica (gray short-tailed opossum)
Lineage: Eukaryota; Metazoa; Chordata; Mammalia; Didelphimorphia; Didelphidae
Gene: RUNDC3B
Product: RUN domain containing 3B
Source: RefSeq, a predicted model, not a curated record
UUUGGGAACUCCAGUGGUUUUGUUCCAGGUUGGUUCCUUCCAGAUACCUGGCCCAAGCCCGAAGUCCAGAAUUCCAACUACAACAGCAGCCUGGAUCUGCCACCCUUUUCGUUGCUCUCUUUUUUGCUACUGGAUUCUAGGGCCAGGCCAGCUGGACAGCGCUUUGACAGCUAUGAGCCAGAGUAGCUCAGAAUACUCCUGGUUAAAAGCCCCAGAGCCGGGCCCCGCCUUCUGAGCUUUGUGAUUGGCUACUGGAGUGGAUUGGAAGGGUGGCUGGAUGGAUACUUGGGUGGGUGGGUAAUUGAAGGGAGGAGGGAAGGAGUGAGGGGGUGGUGUGGGGUGUGUGAACCUUCCGCGAGAGAGCGGUUCUCUCUGCUGCGCUCGGGCUAGCGUCCACCGGGCCCAGUAGAGGGAGGAGGAGGAAAGAAGAGAUUGGAAAGGAGGAGCAGGGAGAGAAGUGCUCGUUUGUGCGUGUGAACCUGCGGGUUACCGGUGUCCAGCCAGAAGGAAGCCAGGAGCUGGGGCACAGACCUGUCUGGCCGCUCGCCCCUCCGAUUUGGGGGGAGCACAGGAGGGCGGUGGUAGUGCGUGUGUGGAGCCCGGGGGCCGAGCGUUGAAAGGUGUUGGAGGCAUUGGCAGCGGCCGCGGCAGGAGCGGCUGCAGCCGGGAGGCCGGCUUGGCCCCCAGCUUCUUCCUGACCCCGGCAUCCCUCCUCCGCAAGCUCAUCUUCUCCUCCUCCUUGUCCUCCAGCCCGAGCGCCCCUUACUCGCUGAGCCCGGCCCAGGAGCGCUAGAGAUAAGGGACGGGAGGGGGCUGCACGAGACAAAGGGGGCGCGGGGAAGCAGCUGGCGAUGGCUUCCCUGAGCCUGGGGGGGUUGAGCGUGAACCGUGGAGGCGGCGGCAGCAGCAGCUGCAAGAAGAGCCUAAACGCCCGCAAUGCUGCAGUGGAGAGGAGGAACCUGAUCACAGUGUGCAGAUUUUCUGUCAAGACCCUGAUUGACCGAUCCUGUUUUGAGACAAUCGAUGACUCAUCCCCUGAAUUUAACAAUUUCGCUGCUAUUUUGGAACAGAUACUAAGUCAUCGGUUAAAAGAGAUUUCACAAAGUUGCAGAUGGCUGGCUCACCUCCAAAUAACUCUUCAAGGUCAAGUAACCUGGUUUGGCUAUGAAAGCCCUCGUAGCUUCUGGGACUAUAUCAGAGUGGCCUGCCGAAAGGUUUCCCAGAACUGUAUCUGCAGCAUUGAGAAUAUGGAAAAUGUCAGUUCUUCAAGAGCCAAGGGAAGAGCCUGGAUCAGAGUAGCACUCAUGGAAAAACAUUUAUCCGAAUAUAUCUCCACAGCUCUGAGAGACUUCAAAACAACCAGGAGAUUUUAUGAAGAUGGAGCAAUUGUAUUAGGUGAAGAAGCAAAUAUGCUUGCUGGCAUGCUGCUUGGACUUAAUGCUAUUGAUUUCAGCUUCUGCCUGAAGGGAGAAGGAUUAGAUGGCAACUUCCCAGCUGUCAUAGAUUAUACACCAUAUUUGAAGUUUACCCAAAGUUCUGAUAGCAUCAGCAGUGAUGAAGAAGAAUUAAGGACCUUGGGCAGCAGUGGUAGUGAAAGUAGUACUCCAGAGAAUAUUGGCCCUCCUUUUAUCAUGGAUGAAAAUAGUUGGUUCAACAAGUGUAAGAGAGUUAAGCAGAAGUAUCAGCUUACCCUGGAACAAAAGGGUUAUCUUGAAGAACUAUUAAGACUUCGAGAGAACCAGCUGGCUGAAUCUGUUUCUCAGAACAAGUUACUGCUUCAGAGGAUUGAAGAUUCUGAUUUGACCCACAAACUAGAGAAGGAGCAGUUGGAGUACAUUAUCGUAGAACUGCAGGACCAGCUGACUGUGCUAAAGAAUAAUGAUUUAAGAUCAAGACAAGAGUUAACUACCCACCUCACCAAUCAGUGGCCUUCCCCAGGAGCUCUGGAUGUCAAUGCUGUUGCCUUGGAUACCUUGCUUUACCGAAAACACAAUAAACAGUGGGAUGACAAAAGUUUUCAAAGUCUGGACCAGUUAUCAGCUGAAGUUAGUCUUUCCCAGACAUCUCUGGAUCCAGCCCAUUCACAGGAUGGAGAUGGUAAACAAGACAUGUUAAAUUUACUAAAUGAAGGUAAAGAAGAUACUCCCUCAUUACUUGGGCUCUGUGGCUCCCUAACCUCAGUAGCAAGUUAUAAAUCUCUAACAAGUCUGAAAUCAAGUGACUACCUUGCAAGUCCCACCACAGAGAUGACCAGCCCAGGCCUAACUCCAUCUUGAAAAGCCAAAUGUGGCGGCAGCCAGAUACAAAACCUCUUACAUCGCAUACAUUCAGUCUACAUUCCACGGCUUUGACUGCUGGGAAGGCAUUAGUCUUCAGCAAAGAGUUGUAUGCUUUUUUAAAAGAUUUCAUUUCUAUUCACUUAUUUAGACACUUCCGUUCAUAUACUCUCAGUGAAGAAUCUUCCUGAUUGUUCUUCUUUCUAGUUUCUCUGACAAAUGUGCAAUUUUUAAAGGUGAAUUGAUAAAGCUUUUAACAAAAAUUUAAACUAGGUAGCUCCCCAAAUAAUCAAGGCAUGGCAAAAUGCACACACUGUUCAAGUGCUUUUUCACAUAUUUAAGUAUUUUUUAUCUAGAAAAAAUCUGAGUUUAUGAGAUUUAGACAAAGCAUCUCCAUGCACUGAUGUAGAAGUGAUACCCAAAGAGGGCCAGACAAGGCAGUUGUGUGCCUUAGGCGAGAUCUGAAAAUUCCGUGUCUCAUGUUACUGCCCACUGGAGACAUUGGGCCUCCGUGUAAUAGAUCUACAUCUUUGCUUACCACCAAAUAUAGACCUAGAUGGCAAGGAGUGAACUUCUCUGGCAAAGUGAGAAUCCUUAUCAUGGCCCCCCAUGCCCCAGAGUGUCAUCAGGGACCUUCUACUUGCCUCUCCAGUCUAGGCUCUCCUUCACAACUUCAGUUUUCCUCGAAUUCCUGCUAUAAUCAGUGCUUGAAUGUCUUCUAAUGUCUAAGUUGUCAGACGUGAUCAGAUUUUGAAGGAGCUUACUCAAUUAAUUUGAAGAUAUUUUUCAGUUUUAGUACUUACCAAUUGAUACUGACAUUCCACUUUACCUUUUGUAAAUUUUAUAGGCAUUUACCUUUUUAGACAGCUGAUAAUGUAUUUGAUAAGGUCCAUGAAAAAGGGAAUUCUAAUAACCUCGAUGCACUUUAGUGAAAUGAUUAACUAAAUUCCUUGGCCAGGUUUCCCUGUAAUUUUCUAAAAGCAUAGCUGGUAAGUUGCCACAUAUGUGGCAUACUCACACUCACACACACACAUUCCAAAAAAAUGUAUGUAAAAACAUGGAGGAAAUGCUAAAAAAUUAGACAAUUUGGAUGGCUUAAAUUUAAGCUUAUCUGAUAAAAACUACAUAUGCCACACUAAAGUUUUUUUUUUUCUUUCCGAUGUGAAACAGCAAUAAAGUAUAUUUUUCUGGGCUUUUUAAUUAAUCAUGCUAGUUCAUUAAAAAAAUUAUCAGUAGUUUGUUCCAUAUGUGAAAUGAUAUUAACCUAUGUGACAUUGGGCAAAUCAUUUGAGCUCUCUAAGAAUCAACAUUCUUAUCUGAAUUUGGACUAGAUGAUCUCUACAGAUCCUUCCAGCUCUAAUGUUGAAUAAUUCGCACAUUUUGGUGUAGAGGUAAGGAGCUUAUUCUAAAUAUGCCAUGGAUUACCUUUCUAGGUUUCAGAUUCUGUAGCUGCAAAUAAUCAUCUAUUUAUAAAUCCCACUUAACUAACUUAAAAUAAAAAAAAUAGAUGUUUAUUUUCUAGAGCUAUUUUUUUUUUGGAAGGGACAGGGGAUAAUAGCAUAUGUUUUGUUGUGCCAAAGAAGCUUUAAAAAUUGUUUACGUGGAGUUACUUUAAUAAGAAUGAGGACUUCAUAUCUUUGUUUUCAGAUGGUAUUUAUUGCUUAUGAUGGGCAUAAGUGAUUUAUAUUUUAAAAGACAAAUGUAGAUCUAAUAAGUACUUGGCACUACUUAUUUCCAAGGAGAAAGGGUUGGAGUAUUAGAAGUUUAGUCAUUCUUUGGAAUAGAAAUUAAAUGAAUGUGGGAAUUUAUCGAAUUACUUAAAUGUUACCUAGCUACUCUAAUAAUUUAGACUAAAAAUAAAUAACAGUACUCAUAGGUGGAAUAAGUAGGUUUAAGUUGUAUGAUUUCAGGGAAAGAAGCGUCCUGAUGUUAAAAAAAAUUCUCUUCCUCCCAUCUUCCCUUAUGAUAGCUUCUCUCGUAAGUCAAUUUAAUAUCUUAAUGCAAAAGAAGGAUUCAAGAGCAGAUUUUGGUAGUAGUAGUUGGGGCAAUGCAACCAAACGGCUGCCUGUUUAAUGCUUUUUGCCUUGGUCCUUGAUUCAUAGUGCUACUCUCACAAGAUCUGUCACUGAGGACAGCAUAAUUUAUUGUUAACUAUCAACCUACUUUUAGACAUUUUAAGUUAUUUUUCAAAUAACUAAUUUGCAUACAUUUUUAGUAUACAAGAAAAAGGAACUCAAUGUUCCUAUUUUAUUUCAUAGAUAUGGACAGUACCUCGCACAUUCUUACAUUUGACUCUGUGCAGAAGUAAACAUUUUUCUCAGCCCAUCAUAUAAAAGACACAAUCACAAUUUUUUACUUCUGUUGUGCUCCCUUUCUUGGAGCUCUUGGAGUAAAGUUCAUUUGCUCUUGUGGAAUUUCAGCUUUCUACGCAGGUCAUUUCAUAAUAUUCAUAGAAUUUAUAGAUGUCUGUGCAUGAGAAAAUUGAUUGUAUGUCUUAAAACCUCAGUUCUAGUGGCAAUGUUCAUUGUUCAGGAAGAAAAAUAUCAUGAAUGUUGAAUCAAUGCCAAAACUUGUAUGGUGUAUUUUGUCGCCUUGAUAUAAUAUUUGUUGCAUGUAAAUUAAACAUUUUAUAGCCAUCAA